AUGGGUUGCUGUUCAAGUUCUGCUUUGGAAAAAGUAAACAUUUCCUUGGAUGAAGGCAUUUACGUUAAAACUCCCGAACGUACUGCAUCAAGACGCAGUUUAGCUAGCCGCAUAAGUUCUGGUUCCAGUGGUGUAUUUUCCAAUUAUACAUCUCCUAGCAGAAAAAGCAUUUCUUCCAGUCGCUCUAAUGGAUCAAAAUUAAAUAUUUCACCAAGUCUUAAACCUAAAGGGAUUAAUUUCAAUGAAGAACCAAAAGUGGAAAGUCCAAAAUUGUCUGCAUGCGAUGAUUUUGUUGAUGUUCGUGUAUUGGAUUUAGAUAAAUCAUUUGGUUAUUUUUCGGAUACAAAUAAUACUGAUAGCAGCUUGAGGCAUCUACCAAAUUGUGAGCCAUUCAAUGAUUUAGAAAUGGAAAUGUACAUGGUGACACAUGCGGACUUUAUGAUGCCUAAAACUUCUUCACCGAUAUUUAAUAAGCGUGAAAUAGGUUAUGCCAUGCCGUCAUUAAUUGAAGCUUCACCUGCAUCACAAUCAUAUCAAAAAUGGAGAAACUAUUUACAAAGAACACCAACAUAUCUAUCGCAAAAUAUUACUAACAUUCCAGAAGCUAUUGCUGGACUAUUCUGCCCACAAGAUUUUCCUGCAUUUACCGAAUUGGAUGAUAUGGAAAGACCAGCAAAACGUUAUAAAGUUGAUAACGGAGAAGAAAUAAUUUUUGAAAAUUUUAAAGAAAUCGUAUCGACAGAUCUGUAA
Messenger RNA from Teleopsis dalmanni, 750 nucleotides. RefSeq lists its product as uncharacterized. Bases 1 to 750 code for a protein of 249 amino acids. The transcript has a single exon. NCBI's taxonomy places the organism in Eukaryota, Metazoa, Arthropoda, Insecta, Diptera, Diopsidae. The record is from RefSeq and is a predicted model, not a curated record.